Messenger RNA from Linum tenue, 703 nucleotides. The record is from the annotation of a GenBank genome assembly. Lineage: Eukaryota; Viridiplantae; Streptophyta; Magnoliopsida; Malpighiales; Linaceae.
CUUUCUCUCUCUUCUCUGUCCCUUCUCAAUCUCUUCUGCAAUUCUUCUUCUGGUUCGAGAUUCUUCUCGCCAAGAGUCUUCUUCUUCCCCAGGACGUGACAGAAUGCCCUCGACGCCGCAGAGCGUGUUCGCCGCGAGGCUGAACGUAGAGGCUGCCCCGUCAUCCUGAGUUCCAUGGACGAGUUUGACGCUAAUUCAUUAACCUUGGAGAAGACCGUAAUCUUUGUUGUCUCUACAACAGGGCAGGGAGAUGCACCCGAUGCGAUGAAGGUUUUUUGGAAGUAUCUGCUGCAGAAAAAUCUUCCAGAGUCUUGGCUGGAAGGAGUUCACUAUGCUGUCUUUGGAUUGGGAGGUUCUGGUUACCAGAAGUUCAAUUAUUGCUGCAGUUUGUUGCAAAGAAGCUGGACAGGAGGCUUCAUGAUCUUGGGGCAAAGUAACAGAUUCAAAAAGUCCUGCAAUGGAGAUUGAGAGGGCUCGCUCGAUGUCUCCUGCAAAACUUUCUUAUGACAAGAGUACUCCUGAUGCUUUUCUUAAAAUGGUAGGGGUUAGUAAUAGGGUAUGCUUCAAUAUUGUAAAAAUGUUAGAUGCUGCAGUAUGCACUUCCACAUCAUUGCUUAAUAGUACUAUUCUGGGAGUUAUUCACUAUAUUCUCCUUUUGCAAUUUGAUAGAUUUUGGUACACCUUUUUUAUUUGCGGUAUACAC